Messenger RNA from Plasmopara halstedii, 1626 nucleotides. RefSeq names its product atypical abc1 abc1-c protein kinase. The coding region runs from base 1 to 1626 and encodes 541 amino acids. The record is from RefSeq and is a predicted model, not a curated record. NCBI's taxonomy places the organism in Eukaryota, Oomycota, Peronosporomycetes, Peronosporales, Peronosporaceae. The transcript has a single exon. Gene Ontology annotation, molecular function: protein kinase activity; ATP binding. Gene Ontology annotation, biological process: protein phosphorylation.
AUGGCGUCCAGUUUCCUGCUAAAUCGCGGCAUUUCUCUUGCUGCAGUUCGUUCGCCUCGCUUUCUCCUGCGUAACCUACGAAAAGCUGAGUCACCAUCGUGGCUACGAUUAUUACCACAUCAAGCGCUCGUGACACAUUCGAAAUACUGCGCCGAUGUUCAUUCCUACCGUGCUCGCGAUACCUGGAUGCAUCACAACGCGGCUUUGGUCCGUAUAUUCCCUAGAAUAUUAUCUACGUCUUCCUCGAAUGAGUCGCUUGUGCAGACACUGCGACGUCUGAUUCGUUUAACGCUACACUUUGCCAAGCUGUUAGGUCUGGCGCUUCCACUGACUUUGACUGCUCCUAUUGCAUUCUCAGCAGGUACUGUGAUGCCAAAACUUAUUGAAAAAUGGUGGGGGCUAGCAUUCUGGCUGGCACAAUUUUCGUCGCCAACUCUAAUGAAAUUCUUACAAUGGGCAAGUACUCGUCGGGAUAUGUUUCCCAUGUCUUUUUGCGACCGAUUUGAAGCAUUUCAUGAACACGCGCCGAUGCAUUCGUGGAAGCAGACUGAAGAUGCAUUGAAAAUGGCAUUUGGUAAAGAUUGGAGGGACACUUUGGAAAUUGAUAGUCAACCGAUUGGAUCUGGAUGCAUUGCACAAGUCUAUCGAGGUCGCAUACGAGAGACAAAGCAGGAAGUGGCGGUUAAGAUUAUUCAUCCCAACGUAAAGGAAAUGGUGGCACUGGAUCUUCAGCUUUUGCAUGCGUUUGUAGCAAUAAUAGAAGCUGUGCCACUACUCCAGUGGUUAGGAGGAAAGGAUAGUGUCACAGAGUUUGCAUCACUCAUGGAGCGACAACUAAAUUUACGAAUUGAAGGUGAGAAUUUAGCUUUGUUUAGCAAGCAUUUUCGUCAUCGCAAAGGAAUUCGAUUUCCUGUCCCAUUGAUGGACUUUACGACAGAAAAUGUAUUGGUUGAAAGUUAUGAAGAUGGUUUGCACUUUAAUGAGAUUCUGGCACAAAUGAAGCCACCUCGCCGAAAAGCUGUGGCUCGAGUUGUGUUGGAAGCGUAUUUGCGGAUGGUUUUCUUAGAUAAUUUCGCCCAUGGAGAUUUACAUCCAGGAAAUCUUUUGUUUGAUGAACAGGAUGGUGGUAAAAACAAUUUUGUCUCACGUUCUGAAGCCAUUCGAAAUGCAGGUGUUGUGAUGAUUGAUGCGGGAAUCGUAACAAAGCUGGAGCCACAAGAUUUACGUAAUUUUGUUGAGCUGUUUCAUGCAGUUGCAACGGGAAACGGAUAUAAGGCCGGCGAGCUUAUCGUGGCUAGGAGUAAAGAGAGAAUUAGUCCAUCUGGAGAGAAAUUGGGAAUCAAAUGCACGGAUCUCAAUUCUUUCUGCACAGGAAUGGAAAAAAUUGUAAGCGAAGCCCUGCAGUGGCAACUGAGCUUGAAAAAAGUGCAUGUCGGAACACUUCUUCGCCAUGUAAUGGAACUUUGCUGUACUCACCAAGUGAAAUUGGAGGGAAAGUACGCAUCAAUUGUUGUCUCGAUUGCGGUUUUGGAAGCGGUGGGUCGGAAACUUGAUCCGGAAAUUAAUAUUCUGGCUGUUGCUCUUCCAAUCAUUACGCAAUCUCUUUUGAAAAACGUAUUGAAUUGA